Molecule: messenger RNA, 1095 nt
Organism: Cadophora gregata
Lineage: Eukaryota; Fungi; Ascomycota; Leotiomycetes; Helotiales; Ploettnerulaceae
Exons: 1
Coding region: 1-1095 (364 amino acids)
Source: RefSeq, a predicted model, not a curated record
AUGUCGGUUGUUAGUGUUGAUCUACUGGCUCUCGCUAGAGACGCAACUUACUUCACAACCCUCUCGGCUACCAAUAUCACAACACCAGUUAUCUCACUCUUGAGCUACCAUCCAGACUUUCAGACCGUCCUAGGAGAAAAUGCCACAGCUCGCAAAAUCGCCGAUCUUCCGUGGGAAGCAUUCCAUGAAGCUGGCAUCUAUAACAAGAAAGACAACUCACUCUACAUAACUUCCAAUUACCAGAGCUUGGAGGACAACAUCAACAUCACAAUUGUCUCUCUUGACGACUAUUCAAUCACCAGCACUCAAUUUCCCGAUGUAUGGGAAGCAAAUGGGGGAACAUCAUAUUACCCUCCCGGCGCAGACCAAUCGCAAACACCUCCCCAGCAAGUCUACUGCGACGAAGGCGACUUCGAGCACUACUCGCAACUCGUCGCCGUCGACCCCAAUACCAACACCUCCACAAUUCUGCUCACCAGCUUCAUGGGCCGUAAUUUCUCCUCCAUCAACGACGCGCGACAACAUCCUGUGACAGGAGACCUCUGGUUCACCGACGCAGAUUAUGGAUACUACCAAGAUUUCCGGCCAGCGCCAUCUCAGCCCAAGCAAGUCUACCGAUUUGAGCCUCAGACGGGAAUCAUCCAAGUAGUUGCCGAUGGAUUCGUUGAGCCCAAUGGACUGGAGUUCUCGCCAGAUUUGAAGACUCUGUACGUGACCGAUACAGGCGCCCAGCAAUUUGCGUUCAACGGCACGAGACCAGCAACAAUCUAUGCGUUUGACAUCGAUUGUGAGAAGAGGCUCACCAAUCGCCGGACCUUCGCAUUCUCAGAUAUUGGGUUUCCGGAUGGGAUUCAUUGCGACACGGAAGGCAAUGUUUGGGCCGGUGCUGGGGAUGGCGUGCAUGUAUGGAAUCCGGAGGGAAUCCUGCUUGGGAAAAUAUUCAUUGGGGAGACGAGUAAUAAUUUUGCGUUUGCGCCGGGAAAAGUUUUUGUUUUCUCGAAUUCGAGGCUUUGGGUUGUGGAGAAUGUGAAGGCGCAGGGCAGGGAGGUGUGUAAGGAUUUUGGGGUUGGGUGCGAGAAGUACAGAUGGGAAUGA